Tricharina praecox is the source of this 1396-nucleotide messenger RNA. Its product is annotated as Alpha/Beta hydrolase protein. Bases 104 to 1114 code for a protein of 336 amino acids. The transcript is spliced from 5 exons. The record is from RefSeq and is a predicted model, not a curated record. Gene Ontology annotation, molecular function: hydrolase activity. Lineage: Eukaryota; Fungi; Ascomycota; Pezizomycetes; Pezizales; Pyronemataceae.
CUCACAUGUUUCAAUGGGUCCUGUCAAAUACCCGACGUCAACCGGUCAGCAGUAUAUACAGUCUCGGACAUUGCUCAGCAGAGCACAUUGUCUACACCCUUGAAUGAUCACAGCCAUGUCUUCGGAAUUCUUCCCAUCCUUCACCAACGUCAUCAUCCCCGCAAAUGACAAUGUGCAACUGUUUGCACGGAUCCGUGGAAUCGACCCUGGAGACAGGAACAAGCCGAUUCUGGUUCUGAUCCAUGGAUAUCCUCAGUCCUCAUGGGAGUUCCGCUUUGCUCCACAAUAUCUUCCGCCGGAUCUACCACUGUUCAUUCCCGAUCUCCCUGGCUACGGCGAGAGCACCAAGUCAGUGCCCACGACCGAAACCUCCGCAUACUCCAAGCAUGCGAUCGGGCGUGACAUUCUCGACGGGCUAGCCAAAUGUCUAGGCUUAGUUGCCGGCGGCGGCGGCCCCAAGCAGAAAGUGAUUCUGUGUGGUCACGACCGCGGAGCACGGAUCAUCCAGCGGAUCGCCUUCGAUUUCGAGGACUACCCGCUGUUCGAUAUUCUCGGGAUUGUGCUGGGGGAUAUCGUGCCCAUCACUGUACAGUUCCAGUCGUUUGCGAAUCCAGUUCAUGCGGCUGCGACGUAUCAUUGGUCGCUCUUGGCUGCACCAUAUCCUAUACCAGAAACUAUGAUUGAGAAAUACGGAGGUCCUGAAUGGGUGGGGAACUGCCUCACGGGCUGGGGUGGGACCUCGGAGAAGGGCCGCGCCAAUUUCUUGGGUCCGACCGGUGUCGAGGUUUUCAAGCAGCAUUUCAUCAAACCAUCGGUCAUUGCGGCGUCCUGCGCCGACUACCGUGCCGCAGCGCAUAUAGAUGCCCAAUUGGAGGCAAAAGACCACGAGGAGGGAAAGAGGAUCAAGUUCCAAACUUUGGUGGUCUACUCAAAGAAGUAUUUGGGUUCGCGUUAUGACGUUACGGCUGUGUGGAGGGAAUAUAUGUCGUACAAGGAGCGUCUCACAACAUGUGGAAUCGAGGAGGUUGGUCAUUUUUGCUUUGAAGAAGAUCCUAUGCCGUGUUAUGUGGCUAUCACCGACUGGAUGCGGGAAGUUCUACGGUUAGAUAUGUAGGUGCUUUGUAGUAUCUCCCACGGUGGACCAAUGGAGAUAAAUGCAAAUAUGUAGCUGCCCGCCUCGUCAUUUCAUUCGUCAUAUCAUAAAAGGAUGCCUAUCUAUACUUUUUUUGUCAUGAUGUACCUGGAUAUUGUCAGUAGGAUAGCUCAUGGGAAUCGAAUCAACCUACAGAUGCAGAUUCUCCCGAGAAAAUGCCGCAUAUUCAGGCUCCUGUCGGAGCUCAGUGAUUUCGUGCAUGCUAAAGCGUUUUUUGAGCGUCUUCACAAAUUGCAUGUCGGC